Messenger RNA from Prorocentrum cordatum, 4935 nucleotides. NCBI's taxonomy places the organism in Eukaryota, Dinophyceae, Prorocentrales, Prorocentraceae. The record is from the annotation of a GenBank genome assembly.
AUGCGCGCUCGUGGGCCCCGCUGGCCGUUCCCUCGGGGCGCAUGGUUCGAUGGGAGGUCGAACGGCGAGCUGUUGGGGUCCGUGGGGCUGGCUGCUGGGGAUCAACUGGAGGUGAAGGUCCGCGACUACGAGGGCCGCGCCCAGGGCCGCGAGCUGCCGCGCGUGGAGAUCGCCUACGCGCUGGACGAGACCACUGCAGAUGCGGGUUCGGCGGGCGGCCGCUACCUGCGGGCGCAGCACGUGGGGGCCACCGACGGGCACUUCAGCUGGCAUGCCCAGGCCGAGGGCAAGCCGGGCGGGAGGCUCCAGGGCACGCUGUGCCACCUCUGCGGCCGCCCACAGGAGGAGUGCACGGCGGGCUGCCCGAUCGGCGCCGGAGGCGUCGAGCAUAUCGACAUCUGGCGGGUGGUCGACCCCCGCGACCUGGAGACGCUGGAAGCGGAAUACCACCUCGCCCCGCGGGCCGCUGGAGGGCUGCGCGGCGAGCCCGCGGCCAAGCGGGCCCGCAAGGAGGAGCCGAGCGCUGCUCUCGCCCGCUCAGACGCAGAGGUCGCAGGGUUGGAGCGGGCGCUCGAGGACCCAGCCCUGGACGGGCGCCUGGCCCAGCUCGGCCAGCGGCUGCGGGGCAGCACUGGCGGCGGCUCGGGGGCCCGAGCGGUCGCCAAGAAUGCUGCCAUGCCUGGCGCUGCUCGGGCACUGGCGCAGCGCGUGCAGGAACACACGGCCGCGGGGAGUGGCGCUCGAGUCUCUGCUGCGCUUGCUGGACGCGAGAGGCUGGCCGCGAUGCUCACGGCAACGCUGCUGGGCGGCGAGGAUGGCAGCGAGCUCAACGACGAGGGCUCGGGCGCGCUGGAUCGCGACACUAAUCAGGGGGCCAACGUCAGGCGCGACUUGUUCCAGCGGAUCGCGAAGCAGCGGCCGGGGGUCCUCCUGGAGAACGGGCCGGCGCACCUCAGGAGCCAGUUCACUCAACUGCUCGCCGACCCCAGCCAGGCAGACCCCCUCGGCCCGUGCGUGACGCAGCACCUCAACAUGGUGUUCUUCGUGGCACACCCACCGCGGACGCUCGACGUGGACGAGGCGCGGGCACUGCGGACGCUGGGCGAGGCGAUCGACGGCUUGCUCCGCGGCCAGGUCGUCGAGGUCAGCGAUUUGCUCACGCAGGAGUUCAAGGCCAGGACGAUGGCGUUGCGGGAUGGCCAUUGGCGCAGUGCUCGGCGGCUCACACUGACCCCCAGCGAGAGCCUGCCCGCCGGCGCGUCCCGCGACGAGGAGGCUGCAGCCGAGCGGGCGGAGGCGCGCGAGAUGAAGGUCGCCGAGCUUAAACGCCGCCUCGCCGACAAGAAAGCACUCCUGUCGGGCCAGGGGUUUGGCCAGGAGCCCUCUCCAGCCUGGGGGGGAGCGGCUCCUGCUGGCCACAGUCUCGCGGAGGCGAGACCCCAGUCCCCGGCAGCGACGCCCGUGGCGGGUUCUGCUGCAGCGCUGCGGAUCCUGGCGAGCCGCGCCCCAGCGGGACUCACCUGGAAGGAGUCGAAGGUUGCGAACCCCCGCCGCCCCGACGAGAGUCGCCGCGACUGGAAGUCGCGCCUGGAGGAGAAGCGGCAGCAGGUCGAGGACGAGGAGCUGCUCCAGGCCGCGGGCGCGGACUUCCAGGUUCCUGACUGGCAUGAGGUCGUUGCUGCACGUGAUAUCACGCACGGAGGCGAGGAGGUAUCGCGGGCCCUGCCGCUCACGCUGGGAGGCGCCAUGCCAGGCCUCCCGCCGAGGGGCGUUGCUGCUUCAGUGCGUGCGCUGGACAUCGCCGACGAGCGCGUGGCUGGGUGGCUGGCUGAUCCCACUUUGGCACUGCUGCCCAAGGCCGAGUGGCCGGAGGAGGUCCCGCGGGCAGCCAUCCAGGCUAGCUCGAAGGCAGAGUGGCAUCGCAUCGGCGCCAAGCUGGUGGAGUUAGGCCUCGCGGUGCCCAUCGCCGAUGACCCGAUCUUCAAGGUGGGCAACAGGAAGGUGCUGGCAGGUUCUUUCGGGGUCGCCAAGGGAGGAACUCCCACUCCUGGUCAUGAUGUGGCGCAGCGGCUCAUCAUCAACAUGGUCCCCGCAAACAGCUACCAGCGGACGAUGCGGGAUGACAUCGGUACCAUCAGCGCCUCGAAGGACCGCCCGUUGCCCCUGAGAGCGACAGAGCUGGAGCAAGCCUGGGUGCAGUAUUACAUGGACGACUGGGACCACGGGGAGAUCGUCCAGAGUAGCCGCCUGAAUGAGCUGGGCGGCACGCUUAGCGAGGUCCAGGCUGAGCAGCGAGCCGCCUACAAGAGGGGCGGCAUCCGAGUUGCUGAAGGCAAGGCCAAGCACCGCGAGCUCGUCCUGGAGCGCAUGCGUGCUGGACUAGACGGCAUGGUCGGGCGAGUCGGAGUCACAGUUGAGAAGCAGCUCCUGCUCUUAGCGCUCGUGAUGUGGGUGAUGGGCCAGCCGCAGGUCACGGUCAAGGCAAUGCUUGUGGUGCUGGGCCGCUGUGUGCGCGUGGCGGAGUUCCGCCGGCCGUUCAUGGGGUUCCUGAACGAGUGCUGGGCGGCUGGGCAGUGGCGGUACCCGCAAGCUGUGCCCUCUGUCAUGUGCGGCGAGCUCCUGGUCUUCUGCAUGGCCCUCCCCUUAGCUUUCACCGACUUGCGGGCCAAGAUCGACACGGGGGUGAUAGCCACGGAUGCGAGCGAACAGGCGGGCGGCAUCUGCUAUUCUGCUGGGCUCACCGCUCGGGGAGUGCAGGCCGCCACUGGCGAAGGAGGACUGUGCGAGGAGGCCGUGCACACCACCUUCGCUGCGCCUCAGAUGGUACGAUGGCGGCCCCGCGUCAUCUUAGUGGAGUUGUUCGCCGGGGCUGCUGCCGCUGCCGUGGCCGCGCAUCGCCUGCCCAUGAGCGUGGCCGCCCACCUCUGCUCGGAGGUAGAGCCGGCAGCGCGACGGCUGGUGCGGCGGCGGUGGCCAGGUGUCAUCGAGCUGGGCAACAUCGAGGCCUUGGACCUUGAGCGCUUCACCCGCAUGCUGGAGGGCUUCAGGCGCGACGCCGACUGGGUCUUCAUUAUUGCAGGGAGUCCGUGCCAGGUCGCUGCCCUCAUCGAAGCCUCCAAACGCGUGUUCGGCACGCACGUCGAUUGGUUCGUCGAGAACGUGUUCAGCAUGGGCGCCGAGGCGAGGGGCCAGUUCUCGCAGGCGCUGGGCGUCACGCCUGUGCUGUUUGAGGCGAAGGACUUCACCAGGGUGAAGAGCGAGGGCAUCAGUCAGUAUACCAAGGUUGAGGUCAGCGUGGAGCGCGCCGCUGCUGACCUUUGGCCACUGCCAGGUUGGAGGCUGGACGACCCUGAGGUGGACCUUCCUUGCUUCACCAGGCCAGUACCACGGCGACACCCGCCGCUGAGGCCUGUCGGCCUGGAGCGUGCCAGCCCCACUGCGCUGGCGCGCUGGGCCACAGAUCAGCACCGCUAUCAAGUCAACAAGUAUGAGGAUGCCCUGUGUUUGCAAGUCGGCGAGCGGGAGCCCAACUGGAACAUCGACGCCGAUUUCAAGACUCCUGGCUACAGGCACGCUACCGCUGAGCGGGGGCUCAUCGUCGACUUCUUACGCAUAGCCGAUCGGGGAGGCACGGACGUCAGGCUUGACUGUGGUGCCCUAUACCGAGCUCGGGCGUGGCCAAGGUCGGCUCUGCGGACGUCGCUGUGGGCUUGGCGCAUUGCCAAGAGUUUCAGGUGGCAGCGACCAGCUCACAUCUCUGAGUUGGAGCUGGAGGCCGCAGUGGCUGGAGCCAGGUGGCGCUGCAGAGACGUGGCGAAGCACGGCUGCCGCUACCUGCAUCUUCUCGAUGCCCACGCGGUGGCAGCAGUCUGCACGAAGUGCAGGUCCAGCGCCUGGCGGCUCCAACCAGGGAUCAGGCGCUUCAAUGCGCUCACGCUCGCGACCAACUGCUACUCGAUGUACGGCUACUGCGACACGGACGACAUGCCCGCGGACGUGAGGAGAGUGGCAGCGAAGGCUCUGGCGCGAAGGACAGCCGCCCGCAGCAGGCCCCUGCGAGAGCUGGCGGGCACUCCUCUCGCGCGGAAGCGCUACCAGGAGGCGGUUGACAGCGUCUUUGACUGGUGGGUCGAGCAGAAGCGCGAGGUCCAAUCUGCAGCGCAAGCGGACAUGGGCCUGGUUGACUACAUUGAAGGGCGCUGGGCCGCAGGAGGGUCCCUGCUCGACGUCAACUGUGCCAUCGCAGGUAUGUGCCACCACUUCCCCCCGCUCCGCGGUCGACUCCGAGAGAGUUGGCGCCUGGCUCGCACGUGGCAGCGUGCUGAGCCGGCAGGGCGUGCGCUCCCAAUCGCACCGCUCAUCGCACUGGCGUUCUCCGGCGGCUUCCUCACGGCUGGAGUCCCAGCCGCCGCCGCCAUCUUGCUGGCAGCCUAUGACACGUACCUCAGGACGGGGGAGAUCAUGGCGCUGCGUUGGCACGACAUCACUAUGUAUGAGAAUUCAGGUUCAGCCAUGAUCAGGCUGCGCGACACCAAGAGCCAGCACCAGACAGGAGCGGGAGAGUUCGUCAUGGUGCGCUCGCAGACAGCAGUGGCGCUGCUACUGAAGGCACGCGAGCUGGCAGGGACUGCCAGCCGGUGCGAGGAGCCAGCCAUUGGCAUGCCGCCCGCUGCUUUCCAGCGAGUGUUCGCGGAGAUCCGCUUGUGCCUCCAGCUGGAGGACCAGAGGCUCACCCUCUACAGCUGGAGGCGAGGAGGUGCCAGCGCCGACUUCCGCUCGCACGGGUCGAUGGAGACCACGCUGCUCCGAGGGCGCUGGGCCAGUGUGCGGACGGCGCGCCUGUACGUCCAGGACGCCGUCGCUGAGGCGACGACGCUCGCGCUGCUGCCAGACCAGCGCGCCGCCUGCCUACAUCUGGCAAGCCGAGUGAGGUAA